CGAAUGCGAUGGAAUGAGCUUGGCCGGGGAAGCCGCGCUUGCCACUUCGGGUUAAGCCAAAACUCUUGUCCUCGCCGCCCUCCAAUUGCUUCAACACUAGGUCACUCUGAAAGUCCGCACGAUGCUCCUCGCUCGAGUAUGGCGCGCCCAGCUGCCCGUCAAGCAGAGUCCUCUGCGCCGUUAUUCCACCCAUAGGACCCGCAACAUUGGCAUCAUAGCCCACAUCGAUGCCGGAAAAACCACCACCACGGAGCGCAUGCUCUACUACAGCGGUUUUACCCGCAGGCUAGGAGACGUCGACGAAGGUUCAACCGUCACGGACUUUCUUCCCGCCGAAAGGGCACGCGGAAUCACCAUUCAAUCCGCCGCCAUCACUUUCCAUUGGCCUCCGCUGCCUCCUGCUUCCGCGCAGCAGCUCGAUGGCCCAGUGGCACUGCCAAGGUCUACUUCUUCGCACAACAUUAACCUUAUCGAUACCCCCGGCCAUGCCGACUUUACCUUUGAAGUUUUACGUUCACUACGCAUCCUUGACGGCGCUGUCUGCAUCCUAGAUGGCGUUGCCGGUGUCGAGGCCCAGACUGAAAAGGUCUGGAAACAAGCCAACCAGUACCAGAUUCCCAAGAUCAUCUUCGUCAACAAGCUCGACCGUGAUGGUGCAGCUUUCGAGCGGACGAUCAAAGAGAUCGGCAUGCGGCUGCACUGUUGGCCGGCCAUUUGCCAAAUCCCUUGGUGGAAGAAUGGCGACGGAAAGCUCGUUGGUGUGGGUGAUGUUGUCAAUAUGCGUGGCAUGCUGUGGGAAGAAGGCGGCGAUGGCAAAUCUGUCAAACUGCUCACUUUGAAGGAUCUCGAAGCUACCAAUCCUAAGCUGGCAUCCGAACUUAAAAAUGCCAGAAUAGCUCUAGUUGAGCUUCUGAGCGAACAUGAUGACGAGAUGGUUGAAAAGUUCCUCGAAUACAACGAGGAUCAUCUGGCUUUCACCGGCAUUGAACUGACCGAAGCGCUUCGGAGAUGCAUCCUUCAGUACCCUCAGAAGAUCGUCCCAACAUUCGCAGGAGCCAGUUUCCGUAACAUUGGUGUCCAGCCUCUACUGGAUGCAGUUAUCGAUCUCCUGCCGUCUCCCGAAGAGCGUCCUGAUGCUGGUGUCAAACUUGGGGGUGUGAGUGGCGGUCUGAGUGACCUUCUGAGCGGAAAGCUCGCCCUCGCUCUCCCACAAAAAGAGGAAAAGAAAAAGAAGAAGUCGGCAGCUAAAUCUAAAGCACCAGAUGCGUCGAUAGUCCAAAAGCUUCAGGCUUGUGCAUUGGCAUUCAAAGUGGUUAACGACAGCAAACGCGGCGUUCUUGUGUACGUCAGAGUAUACUCUGGAACUCUUACCCGCCAAACGGUCCUAUACAACACCAAUCUCGGCUUGUCAGAAAAGGCACCACGGUUGUUCAAGAUGUAUGCCAAUGACGCCGUGGAGGUUGACGAAAUCCCCGCAGGCCAAAUUGGUGUGAUUCCAGGACUCAAGCAUGCCCGCACUGGAGACACUUUGAUCGUUUACACAGGAGCCAACCCGAAGGUCGGGCCACCAGCUCCCCUCAAUUCCUUACAGCUUCGGCCGAUAGCUGUACCACCGCCUGUUUUCUUCACCAGCGUGGAACCAAACAGCCUCUCUGAAGAGAAGCACCUGGCUGAUACUCUUGCUUUGCUACUUCGUGAGGACCCCAGUCUGCAUGUCUCCCAGGACGCUGAAAGCGGACAAACACAUCUUGCCGGCAUGGGAGAGUUGCACCUGGAAAUCGCGCGUGAUCGGCUGAUCAACGAUUUCAAGGCCAAGGCAUCAACUGGCAAGAUUGAGAUUGGAUACCGCGAAGCCAUCACUGUGCCUUCAGCCCAAGUCACCGAAGUCUUGGACCGCGAGAUUGCGGGCAAGCACGCUCGCGCUACAUGCACAGCGAGCGUUUCCCCGCUCGACGCUACGAGUCCUCCAGUCAUCGACGAUGAAGACACCACGGUCUUGCAACUCGACUCCAACACACUGAUCGUGCGCCACCCGACGCUCAACCGCGACGGCACCGGCGUCUCCUCCGAAGAUCCUGACCUCCCCACCGAACUCACCUUUACGCUCCUCCUCUCGGCUCUGCAAACUGGCGCCUCUGCCGCCCUGGCCCGCGGCCCAGAAUACCGCUUCCCCAUGCACUCCACGGUCGUCGAGGUCUUCCUCAACCCCGCUACCCAGUUCGUCUCGGACACGACUCCCGCCGCCAUCUCCGGUGCGACGCGCCUCGCCGUCGCUGCCGCCCUCCGCAGUGCGCAGAGCAAGAGCACGCCGGUGCUCAUGGAGCCCGUCAUGCGCGUGGGCAUCACAGUCAACGAGAGCGACCUAGGCGCCGUGGUGCACGACAUCAGCUCAGCACGCGGCGGGCAGAUCAUGUCGCUCGACGAAGAAGGCGACGGCAGCGACAGCAGCAGCAGCGGUGCUGACUACGCGGCCGAGGACGUGCAAGCGCAGGGCGCCCAGGCCGCAGAGGAGCUGCUCUCGAUCGACCCGGCGCGCAUCUACGCGCCGCCCGACCCGUUUGGCUCGUCCUCGUCGGCGGGUGGCAGCGGGCAGUUCGGCUCUGCCCACGUCGAUCGCCAGAGACAGGUCGCGGCUAGGGUGCCCCUGAAGGAAAUGGUGGGCUAUUUGCGCCAUUUGCGCAGCUUGACGGGCGGUAGGGGCACGUUUGUUAUGGCUGUUGAUCGGUUUGAGCGCAUGAGCGGGCAGCGGCAGAAGGCGGUAUUACUGGAGAUGAGGGGGGAUUAUUUGUAGGGCGAGGGUGUGUGUUUAUGGGGGGUUGUUGGUGCAUGUAUGUAUAUCUGGUUGAAAAAUAAUUCCUCUCUAUAGCUCAUAACUCUUUCUUUCAAACAAAAGCCACCACCAAGUCUCCUCUCACUCACCCACUCAGUCAGUCAGUCAUUCACUAACUCACAACUUCGCCUUCCCCUCCUUCUCCUUCUCCUCCUUCGCCUUCCUCGCCUUCUCAGCCUCCUCGGCCUCAAACCAC
Messenger RNA from Aplosporella prunicola CBS 121167, 3026 nucleotides. RefSeq lists its product as uncharacterized. The transcript has 3 exons. Gene Ontology annotation, biological process: ribosome disassembly; mitochondrial translation. The record is from RefSeq and is a predicted model, not a curated record. Gene Ontology annotation, molecular function: GTPase activity; GTP binding. Lineage: Eukaryota; Fungi; Ascomycota; Dothideomycetes; Botryosphaeriales; Aplosporellaceae. Gene Ontology annotation, cellular component: mitochondrion. The coding region runs from base 122 to 2791 and encodes 889 amino acids.